GACAAAUGAAUGCCCUACUUGUAGCUGGGGAAGAGAAGAAACUGCAAAGGGAGAGGGCAAAGCUAGCCAUGAGAACAGCCAUAGCUGAAUCUCAAGGUGUUUCUAUUGACCUUGAAGAGGAAGAAGAAGCACUUGAGGGCAUAGUGGGCUCUCGGCGUGGCCCAUGUAUCCGCAAACCCACCAUCACCUCGCCCAUUGCUUCUGCUUCCUCUAGUAGAGUACCUGGCACUGUUCCACUUCCAUCACAACGAUCAGGGUUGAUAGGUGAUUAUUUUGUGUCCAGGAACACAGCUGGAGCACAACCAUCAUUAGAGGCCACUGGAUGGAAUAAAGACGUACAUGAGAAAACUAACAUUGUAGUUGCUAAUUUUUGGUACUUCAACAACAUUGCAUUCAAUGUGGCGGAGAAUGCUUAUUGGCUGAAUUUGGUGACUGCUAUGACAGUUUCAGGAAAGGGGUACAAGGCCCCUUCUCGUAGGGAUUUGAGUGGGAGGUUGCUCACAAAUGCAGUUGCUAGGGCAAGAGAAGUGAUGGAGGAUCAAAAAAUUGAAUGGGCAAAUUAUGGCUGCACCAUUCUUUCUGAUGGGUGGACAGAUGGCAAGAACCGCACCAUCAUCAAUUUUUUGGUCGCUUGCAAGGACAAUGUACUGUUCUUGAAAUCUGUUGAUGCCUCUAGCAAGGUGAAAAAUGCAGAAACAUUGGCUGGAAUGUUGGAGCAUGUCAUCAUGGAGGUGGGGGUAGAGAAUGUGGUGCAAAUCAUCACAGAUAAUGCAGCAGCAUAUGUGUCAGCAGGUAGAAUCCUUUUGAAUUAUCACCUUUAGGCAUUAGCAAUAUUUUCAUUUGUUGUGGGCUUUGUUUUACUUGGUUGCAUAUUUCUUAAGAAUAAAUUCUUCUUUUGCAGGAAGAAUCCUCCAAGAGAGGCACCCCACUCUGUUUUGGACACCUUGUGCAGCACAUGUCCUUGACCUUCUUUUGGAGGACAUAGGAAAACUUGAGUGGGUGACUCCAGUUGUGGAAGAUGCAAGGAGGAUCACCAAAUAUAUUUACAAUCACCCUUGGGUCCUAAAUUUGAUGAGACAACACACCCAAGGGAAAGAAUUGGUGAGAGCUAGUGUCACAAGGUUUGCAACGAUUUU
This is a messenger RNA of Cryptomeria japonica (Japanese cedar), 1136 nucleotides long. RefSeq lists its product as uncharacterized. The record is from RefSeq and is a predicted model, not a curated record. The transcript has 2 exons. Bases 6 to 821 code for a protein of 271 amino acids. NCBI's taxonomy places the organism in Eukaryota, Viridiplantae, Streptophyta, Pinopsida, Cupressales, Cupressaceae.